Messenger RNA from Xiphophorus maculatus (southern platyfish), 825 nucleotides. RefSeq names its product synaptosomal-associated protein 25-like. Bases 179 to 550 code for a protein of 123 amino acids. NCBI's taxonomy places the organism in Eukaryota, Metazoa, Chordata, Actinopteri, Cyprinodontiformes, Poeciliidae. Gene Ontology annotation, biological process: exocytosis; synaptic vesicle fusion to presynaptic active zone membrane; synaptic vesicle priming. Gene Ontology annotation, molecular function: SNAP receptor activity; syntaxin-1 binding; voltage-gated potassium channel activity. The record is from RefSeq and is a predicted model, not a curated record. Gene Ontology annotation, cellular component: plasma membrane; SNARE complex. The transcript is spliced from 5 exons.
AGGAACAACAGGUGAUCGGCAGCAGCUGGCGGCUUCAAGGCGAAUAUCUGAAGGAAACGAGCAGAAAACAGGAAGACUGGAAGAUCUGAUAAAAGCAGACUCAGCCUCUCCUCUGACCAGCACCUGAAACAGAACCACAACCCGAACCAGAGCCUGAACCAGAACCAGCUGUGGUAAAAUGGCGUCCAGCUGUGCUGACCCGCCCGUCCUGACGGAACAGGAGGAGCUACAGAGGAGAGCCAACCAGCUCACAGAUGAGUCCCUGGAAAGCACCAGACGGAUGGUUCAACUGGUGGAAGAGAGCAAAGACCUGGGGAUCAGAACUGUGGUGAUGCUGGAUGAACAAGGAGAGCAGCUGGAGCGGAUCGAGGAGGGCAUGGACUCCAUCAACAGGGACAUGAGGGAGGCGGAGAAGAACCUGACGGACAUGGCUCAGUGCUGCGGCCUCUGCAUAUGGCCGCUCAGGAAGUACGGCCGUCUCUGCCGCUCGACCGGCCGGUUGCCUCCUCCUGGUCCCAGCUGCAUCAGAAACCGCCUGAUCUCACGUUAAAAUCAGGAUUCUCUCAUUCAGGAUCACUGAACACCAGCCGACUGCAGUCUGAUUGGAACCACCAAGUCUCUGAAUGUUGAUCAGGAGGAAACUUGAGGGAACUGGGCACCAGACUGGAACUACCACUACUAGCGCCACCUGCUGGUCCAGACUGGGCCGUAGUUAUGAGUUCUGCAGCCUUAAGAGUUUAAGUUGCUGUUUUUUCAGUUAAUAGUUGCAGCUUCUUUUGACCUUGCUUGGCUCCUUAGUUUCUGUGUUUUCUGCUUCCUCCUUCU